AUGCCUACCGAGAUCAGCCUCCUCACCGAGGCAGAUAUCCCGGCUGCCGUCUCUGCCGUGCAGGAAGCCUUUGCCGAUGAUCCAUACUACAACUGGGUGUUUGACACUGCCAAGUUCGAUAAGAGACGGAAUACGGCCUCUGUAGGCAUCAGAUGCCGGUCCGGGAUUCGCCAGGGGCUGUACUACAUUGCCAAAGAUGGAGAGACCGGCAAGACGCUGGGCGUUUCCAUGUGGCUGCCACCUCGGCCCACCGAUCGCCCGCAGUCGUGGUCCUCCUGGCUCGACGACUGGAGGGUAUGGCUGGAGCAAGUCGGCAUGAACCUCUGGUACGGCCGGGGCGGGUUGAACCUCAAGCGCUACUGGAUCUGGAGGAAAGCACAGGCCCAGGCGCACGAGGAGAUCUGGACGGACCCCCGCGGGUACUACUUCCUCAACAUCAUGGUCGUCACGUCCGAGGCUCGGGGCCGGGGCAUCGGCAGGCGGCUCGUGGCGGCCGUGACCGACAGGGCGGACAGGGAGGGCAUGCCCUGCUACCUCGAGUCGAGCAAGGCGGCGCCCAACAUCCAGAUCUACGAGCGCCUGGGCUUCCGGCUCGCGGGGGACAUCGUCUGCGAGGACGAGGACGAGGACGGCGGCGGCGAGUCGUCUGUCAAGCUCUACUGCAUGAUAAGAGACCCGCAGCCGCAAGUGUCCUCCCUGGCGCGGGGAAAGGAGGAAGACCUCCACCAGGCCUGA
Thyridium curvatum is the source of this 735-nucleotide messenger RNA. RefSeq lists its product as uncharacterized. The coding region runs from base 1 to 735 and encodes 244 amino acids. The transcript has 4 exons. NCBI's taxonomy places the organism in Eukaryota, Fungi, Ascomycota, Sordariomycetes, Thyridiales, Thyridiaceae. The record is from RefSeq and is a predicted model, not a curated record. Gene Ontology annotation, molecular function: acyltransferase activity, transferring groups other than amino-acyl groups.